AUAUGUGUACAUUUAACGAAAUGAAGUUGUCACUCUUUUUGUCAUAAUUUUUUACAUUUUGUUAAUCGAAGUUUUUAAGUAAAUAUUGUCAUUUGAGUCUAGAAUUUAAAAAAAUGAAGACUGUUCACAAGAAAUACUUACCAUUGAAAGGAAAGAUUAUAUAUUUUGAUUUGAGAUCUGUGCAGCAGAAAAAGCAAUUGAGUGAAUUGUUUCAACAUCUAGGAGGGAUAGAGGAAGAGUUUUUAGUCAAAGAGAUCAAUUAUGUGGUAACUGACAGAAAACAGAAAAUCACAGGCAACAGUAGUCAAGAAGAUCAGUCUCCUGUAGCUUCAAUAUCAAGUCCAUUUGGUACAACUUCUGCUGGUCUGCCAGGAAGUGUUUCAUCUCCUCUAAUGAUUGACUUUUCAGUACCACAGAACAAGCGGGCACAACCAGUUUUGUCUCGAGGGAAAGCCCUUGUUGAUCGAGCCAACAAAACCAUAAAAGGAACCACUGAUGUGUUCGAGUUUUGUAACCAGUGGAGAAUUAAAGUUGUCCACCUUAGCAGUGUGUUAAUAUGGUUGGAUAAGCUGAAGAAAAAACAGCUGCUUAAUGUACAUGAUCAACAAAAGCAGAAUGAAAAGAACGAAUACCCUAAAAACAGUAUUGAACUUACGAGGCUGCAGGAUAUAUUUAUAAAAAUAGAAGAUAUCAAACACUAUUACCGAACACUGUAUAAACUUCUUGGACAGUGGCCUGAAAUGGAUUUCACCACAUCGAAAGGAUCUUGUCCAUUCUCAACUUUAAAACCAAAUGUGUGUAGAGACCACAUGACAGGUGGUUUUGUAGCUGAACAACAAGAUAUUACAACAACAAGCAGUACUCCUCAUCUCACUACUAGAAGCCACAGAGAGGUAUUACUUAACAUAGAAAAUGAUCAGACUUUGAAAGAGGCUCUUGCUGAUUUACCAUCAGUUGACCAGUUUCUGGAUGAAGAUUUUCAACUAAAAACGUUGGCUAACUCAUCUUGUUUAUCUGAUGAGUCUUCCUAUGACUUGAGCAAUUCACAUCUUGCCAGAACUAAGCAGAAACAUUCACAAACUAUUGCAGUUUCAGUCAAACAGAAUCAAACAUUCCAAAACACCAGUUUAACAGAAGUAAGUGGAAGUAAAGCUGUGAAAAAAACUUGGCAGAACGAGAACAGGAAAAGUCUACAAACAGGAAACAUUUUGGCCGAAACGAACGUGACCAGUUGCUUCCGAAGACGAUUGACAUACAAAUGUAGUAGUACCUCCGUUUCUUCUAUGGUCCAGAGUCAGAAGAAACGGAAACUAUCGAGCAAAGGAGAUGGAAACUACGUGGAACAUUCUCAAAUAAGUAAACACGCGCAUAGUGAAGGAAAAGAAAACUUGAUGGAAAAAGAAACAGUGUGUGAUAGUUAUAAAAUGUCUGACCAGUACACAACUUGCUAUCUUAAUGAAUUAUAUGAAAGAGAUUCUGCUGACCCUCUAAACCUCUCAAAAAAUGUCGGAAACAGCUCAUCAGUUAUUUCAUUAGUUAGUGGAAAUUAUCACGCUAAGCCUUACGUCUAUGAAUGGGACGUUCCAUUAGUUAGUGAACAUUAUCACGCUAAGCCUUACGUCCAUGAAUGGGAUGUUACCACAGAGAAGUGUCCUCUCUGUGCUUCGUGCAUAUACUUUCAACAUUCUCAUUACCAAGAGGAUCAGCCAUUGGACCUGAGGACCUCAUGUCGUGGUGAUACUGUUCCUUUAGACUUAUCAAUGAAUAGUAAGAAUGCAAGUGAAAUUUUUAAUUCAUCUGCAAGCAAUAUAAACCAAAAAGAAUGUAGUAAUGUCAUUUCUGAUGAUGAACCUAAACAAGAAACUAAAAAAGAUUAUUCAAAUCACACUAAAAUGCAAACAGUAUGAUUACACGGAAGAAGAAGAAUAGCCUUUUUUAUCUAAAAAUUAACAGCUCGUGUCCCAUUAAAAACAAAUUAUUUUAUUUGUUUGAAAAACGAACCACAUAAGCCUAAUAAACUGAAUAGUCUAGCUUUGUUGGAAGCUCAUCAGGGUUUGUUAUCAACAGCUCUGUCCCCUGGUGGGACAGUGGUAAGUCUUUGAAUUUACAAUGCUAAAAUCAGGGGUUCGAUUCGC
Messenger RNA from Limulus polyphemus (Atlantic horseshoe crab), 2135 nucleotides. RefSeq lists its product as uncharacterized. Lineage: Eukaryota; Metazoa; Arthropoda; Merostomata; Xiphosura; Limulidae. The coding region runs from base 114 to 1907 and encodes 597 amino acids. The record is from RefSeq and is a predicted model, not a curated record. Gene Ontology annotation, molecular function: protein serine/threonine kinase activator activity. Gene Ontology annotation, cellular component: Dbf4-dependent protein kinase complex; nucleus. Gene Ontology annotation, biological process: regulation of cell cycle phase transition; positive regulation of nuclear cell cycle DNA replication. The transcript has 10 exons.